AUGUAUUCAAAAAAUCCCUAUACACGCUCGGCUUUCAAGCAAAACGAACCAAGUUUUCAACCUUAUCCUCACGAUGAUUAUUACUAUUAACCUCAGCCACCCCCCUAUUACUAAUAGUCCCCCCCUCCCUAUUAUGAGCAACCAUACCCACCUUAUUAUCAAUAGCCGCAACCAUCAUUCUACGAAUAACCAUACCCUCCCUAUCACGAUUAACCUUACCCUCCCUAUCACGAUUAACCAUACCCUCCCUAUCAAACUUCUCUGCCAAGAAAGAGUUUCGCUGAAUCCUCAAGACCCUUUUCCAAUUAUUACGAAGGAGAUGGCAUGAUCACUGACAUAGAAUAUUUGGAUUUCCCAGCUGACAAAACAUACAAGCGCACUCCCCUCAAUCAAAGAAGCCAUAACAAAAUAACAAACAUCAAAAAAUAAAGUAUCUAGACAAUUAAAUUCUCUCUAGAUAAGAACCCUGUUACUAUCUUCUUUACUGUCCUAUUAGAACAACUAAAUACUGAAAGAUAAAUAGAGGAACUGAAAAGAAAGUUGGUGAUUGCCCAGGAUUUCAAUCUUCCUUAAUUGUUCCAAAUAAUCGACAAGAAUCAAACUUAAAACAUUACUUUUGAUGAACUCUUUUAAGGUUUCUAAGAAAUAGGCUUAAAAGUCGAUUACAAUCAACUCUUCCUAGUCUACACCAGAUUUUCAGAAUUCAACAGCAUCGAUAGAAUGUCACUCUAGGAAUUUGAACACUUAUUUUUGCCCCUUGGAUAGACUUCCAAAUAACAAAAGAGAUAGAAUACAUUGCUAGGACCUUAAACGAAGUCUAAUUUGAAUGAACUGAUUAAGCUCUAUUAAACAAACGAGCUGAGAUUUGAAAAUGCAAGAUCUUUAUUGUAAAGAGAGAGUAUUGACAUCUAACAGAUAUACUAAAUGAUUGAUGUUAACUAAUCGAGAAACAUAGGAUUGAAUGAGUUUAUGAAUGCCCUCAAUUUAUAUAGCGCAGUCAAAGUUGUGCCUUCAGAAGCAGCAUUACUAUUUAUGAGAUUUGAUAGAUCCAGAAAUGGAACCAUAUCUUUUAUGGAAUUUAAAAGAGAGAUGGAAUUAAAAUUGUCAUGA
Messenger RNA from Paramecium tetraurelia, 1110 nucleotides. RefSeq lists its product as uncharacterized. Gene Ontology annotation, molecular function: calcium ion binding. The transcript is spliced from 3 exons. Lineage: Eukaryota; Ciliophora; Oligohymenophorea; Peniculida; Parameciidae. The record is from RefSeq and is a predicted model, not a curated record.